Pelmatolapia mariae (spotted tilapia) is the source of this 4329-nucleotide messenger RNA. Its product is annotated as GRAM domain-containing protein 2A-like. Gene Ontology annotation, cellular component: organelle membrane contact site; extrinsic component of cytoplasmic side of plasma membrane; endoplasmic reticulum membrane. Bases 1568 to 2437 code for a protein of 289 amino acids. Gene Ontology annotation, biological process: regulation of store-operated calcium entry. The record is from RefSeq and is a predicted model, not a curated record. Gene Ontology annotation, molecular function: phosphatidylinositol-4,5-bisphosphate binding. Lineage: Eukaryota; Metazoa; Chordata; Actinopteri; Cichliformes; Cichlidae. The transcript has 11 exons.
UGUAAAUAACUUAAUAAUGAUCCUUAUUGCUGUUUUAGAGGAGCGGUGCUUCAAAGGAUAGUUGCAGAUUUCUGUCAGAAUCUGCAGAUUAUACAGUACAAAUAAAAUGUUCACGUUUCUCCAACGUUGUCUUCCCAACAGUUUCACUGGAUGGCCAGGAAGCGUUCACCAUGUCUUCUCCGGAGCUGAUAAUUGGCGUCUGUCUUGUGUCAGUGACGUAAAAGACGGAUUUAAUGCGACAUGACCAUCAAACAGCAGUCGCUUUCUAAAACAUCGGAUAUGUAUCGGAUUCAGGACCACAUACCAAAGUGACCCAGAUCGGAUUUGAAAAUAUCGGAUUUGUGCCGUUCACACUGUCAGACCAUGAUCGGAUAUGGGUCACAUAGGGUCAGAAAAGUCGGAUUUGAUGCGCUUUCGCCUGCAGUGUGAACGUAGCCAAAUAUUCACUGAAGCUUUCAGACUAACGAUCGUCCCUGAUAAAUAUAAAUAUGAAGAUGAUUGUAUCUCCGGCCCUGAGGUGGCUCUUCAUGUUAAACAUGACCAGAGUUCGUAACGAUGAGCCUGCAGUGUAUACAGUAAUCCUGCAGGCCGCUUGAACACUCAGUUUGUCAGUUUUUUCUGCACUUGGAUCUCUGUGAUGUCAGAGAGGGCGUGGUCGUUACUGGAACCACCAGUAAACAGAAACAGCUGGAGGAACAGUUUGCAGGUCCGUCACAUGAUCAGGUAUAAAAAAAACAUCUUAGAUAGGGAGAGUUUCACCAAUAUGCCAAAAACUGGGAUGACCAGAAGUCGGCGUGGUGUCCACACCUGCAGGUUAAAGCUCCAUCACGCAGAGAAGAGGCCAGAUGUGAUGACGGAGUCGAAACAGCGCCAUCUCCUCUGGACCAAAGCUCCUUUAAAACUGAUCUCAGACCCAUCCAAACAUGGACGGCGCGUGAAGAGGAGAGGGGGUGUAAAAUGUGGCUUUAUUUUCUUAUUUAAGAAAUAAGAAAUCGUUUGUUCCUGUGAUCCAGUGGGUCUCACGGAGCCUCGUUUUUGAGGGGAAUCUAAAAGUGUGUCGGCUAAACCCGGUUUGGCACGUAAACAACAAUUUUCUAAUCUGUGUGUGCGGCGUGAACACGUCCUCCUUUCUCUGCCCCACUUUCCCUGCACGCUCCAACAGUUUGCACAAUUACUUCUUUUAUGGUGUUUUCAGUGGGAGAGGGAAGCGUGCCAGUCUGCCUCUGAGCUGCAGUGGCCGAUGGGAGUCGUUAAUAACGCUCAUCAGCAUCGCUCGCGGUCAGACCUCCUCCUCAGCUCGUCAUUUGUUUUCCUCUUUGCAUAAACCUCCCAUGGAUUCACCCCUUCCUGCCCGCAGUGCAUUUACAUGAGCAGGAAACCUGACACGAGGAAGCGUGUGUGUGUGAUCAAACUGCAGAGCUGGGAGCUGUGUGUCAGAAGGUGGAUUAACACCUUUGGCUCAACUCUCCACGCUGAUGUUUCCUCACUCUUCAUGUUUUUCACAUGACCGGUCGGACGUUUCUUUCCUCACGCCGCCGUCAGCAGCCGAGCGGGAGUUUAUGAAAACAUGGGAGACGACAGACGCGACAGGCUGCAGCUGAUCGACGAUUUGUCCUACGAAGACGUGAAGAAGUGUUACAGAGGAUCGACUGUCAGCAAAUACAACUCUCAGUACCACAAACUAUUCCAGACGGUUCCUAAAGAAGAAGUCCUGAUGAAAGCGUAUUCCUGCGCUCUGCUCAGAGACAUCCUGCUGCAGGGGCGACUCUACAUCUCCAGGAACUGGCUGUGUUUCUACGCCAACCUGUUCGGCAAAGACAUCAAGGUGUGCAUACCGGUGGUGUCGGUCCGGCUGGUGAAGAAGCACAAGACUGCGGGUCUGGUGCCGAACGGCCUCGCCAUCACCAUGGAUACAGGACAGAAGUACGUGUUUGUGUCCCUGCUGUCCCGAGACAGCGUCUACGACGUCCUCAGGAGGAUCUGCACCCACCUGCAGGUGAACGGGAAGAGUCUGAGUCUGAAGCAGUACCUGGAGGAGCCCAGCUCGCUGUCCAUGGACGAGUUUCCAGAGGUGCUGAAAUGGAGACGGAAACCAUCGCUUCCCGCCGUCUCCUCCUCCCUCCCUGAUUUGCUGGGAAACUCCACCCCCAGCCUCGCCGCCACCACCACCUUCAGUGCUCACACGCUCACAGACUGCAGCCUGGAGACGGAGAAGAUCCUGCUGACAGAGCCGGUACCUGAACUGGGCCACGCAGAGUACCAGCUGCUCAGACUCUUCAUCCUGCUAGUCUUCCUGCUGGUCCUGUCGUCCUGCUAUCUGGCCUUCAGGGUUUGUCGUCUGGAGCAGCAGCUCAGCUUCCUGAGCAGCCAGCCGACGCUGAGAGAGAGGUGUGGAGAAGUGCCCUGCUGGCUGGCCAAUCAGAAGACAGGAACCUGAUCCUGCAGCCUGUCAGAGAGUGAGGAGAAAGUCUGCUUUUUAUAGAGUUAGCUGUUGGUGGUGGAGGAGAAGGCUCUCAGGAGGAGGAAGGAGCUUCAGCGGCUAACAUCUGACCCCUGCCAGCACCCGGUUACCAUAGAGAUGUUACAGUAGUCAACACACGCAGCAGACUAACCUUUGACCUCUGGGACAGAAAUGUCAGCGUGUGCAUUGCUGGGUCAGUCAAAGGUCCCGAGAAAUGAAAAUGUGUUGUAGGAUACCGUACCGCACAGAAGUGUUCGACUGUUUUCCAUCACAUCACCAUCAAGGAGGCGUCUGAUUGGCCCACACAUCCAGCCUCCCCUCACCGUCAGCUGCUAGAAGCUGGAGGAAAGCCCAGAUCCAAGCAUCAUGAUCGAGCUCAGACCCUCAUCAUGCUGCGGGAACCACGGGACUCAGCCAUAAACUGUAUAUAAAAGACGGACACAGUUACUGUAAUGUUUCCCGCCUCCAUGUUGGAGUUUUUAAAGCAGAGGUGCGCCCCCCUAAAUCCCCCCCCCUCUCUGUGCCCCCUGACUCUGAACGUUGUGUUAAAUUAAACCUGAAACCAGCGACUGAUGUUUGUUUACUGAGGCCGACUGCCCCCUGCUGGUCAUUAGAAAGAAUGCAGGUGUGAGGGACCGCGUUGACGUCACAGGAUCUGCUGUCUUUUGUGUACAGUCUGUUGGCUCGUCACAUAACCUUCUGUGAUGUCACUGUGAUGUCGUUUGUCAGCGUGGGGAUUUUUAUCAAAAUCUCCUGCAGCACCUGCCCCAGAGUACGUGGGUUUCUCCCCACAGCUGAAGCGCUCUUACAGGGUUUUAGUUGAAAGCAGCUGACUCCAUGAAGACGCUGCGACACACCUGAAUCCACAAAACAACCACGAUGAUUUGGCCGACCUCUCGAACGCUUUACAGCCACAGGCUGAGCAAGCACAGCCUCACAAGCUAGGAGAUGUUUCCUCUCAGAUCAGCUCGCUCAGGCCUCACAGUUCUUCUUCUACUGGAUUAAACUGACUUUAAUCUGCAGAGAAGUCGUCUGCAGCAUGCUGGAUGUUUAGAGUUUAACAGCUAUAUUCUAUUUUUUAAAUCCAUGUAAACGAGCGAGAGUUUGUGUACACAGCCGGCUCCUGGUCUCUGAUCCUGCAGCUGGACGGGUCAUCAGUGAGCUGCGUUUACGAUGCGUUGCUCCCCAAACUCAGCUCAUGUGACCUGGGAAGACAUCGGGAUCCCGAGCUGAAGACGUUUCUGGGGGAUGACGACAUCCUGCUUUGACCUCACCUGACCUCGGAUAGGCGGAAGAAGGAGGACUCAGGGGUGGACGAACAGCUUACAGAGGCGCGCAAACACCUGAGUCGACCCGUCAGGUGACACCAGAUGAGUAGUUACACAUGGAAGGUUUCCUGCCAUUAAUCAUCUCCUCAGUGUUACUCAGCAUAGAAGCUCAGGAUUAAUAAACUUUCACAUCACUGCAGCGUUAAUGACAGAAGGUGUUCCUCAUUAUUUUCUAAUAUGCACACAAACAGUAUCUGACGGCUGGAGAACCUCGCUGCUCACCUUUGCAUUCAGAACUGCAGCGACUGAUUUCUCCUUUGAGACACGGCGACUGUACCAUGAUGACAUCACCAUGAUGACAUCACCAUGAUGACAUCACGCUGGAUUGCUGUGUUACAUUAGAGCUGUAGCAUCAAGAUUUGAAUGUUUUUAUUAUCAUGCAGAGAAACCGAAUCCAUCUUUGUUUAAUAAUAUUCGAUCAGGCUGAUUUGUUGUAUGAUGUAUGAUGAAUGUGCACAAAGAACAGCUGCCAGAGGUGGACGUCUUUUUAAUAAAACAUGUAAACAAGCUGAAUUUACUAUUAAAGCUGAUAUUUUCAAA